Molecule: messenger RNA, 1485 nt
Organism: Naegleria lovaniensis
Lineage: Eukaryota; Heterolobosea; Eutetramitea; Acrasida; Naegleriidae
Exons: 2
Coding region: 1-1485 (494 amino acids)
Source: RefSeq, a predicted model, not a curated record
AUGUCUUCACUUCAAAGCAACCAAUUUGCUAACGUCACAGUCGAUUACUACCUUCCUGUGUGGGCAGCAUCAAUGUCCAUAGGAAAUUCCGUAUUAUAUAUUUGCUGUUUCAUCAUCUAUUUACUAUUUUUGGCAGUUUUCAUCUUUCGAGUGUCCAGGAGGAAUCAAGCACAACCACAACAACAACAAUUGAAGAAGAAUCACAAAAUUCUCUUUUCCCUUGUGGUCAUUCAAAUAUUGAUCCAAUGUCUCAAUUUAAGUGUUCGAAUCAUUGGUGACAGUAUGGCCAUUCGUAUGAGACAAAUCGCAGAGAGCGGACAGUUGGUGGAGUGGAAUUUUUUCCUUGCGACGAAUAUUUUGACGGGCUUGGCGACAUUCUUUAUGUUUACAAACUUUAUUACAUUGUUUGUCAUUUUGUUUUUUGUCCAAAAGAUGUUUUGGAAAACUGCACUGCUGACACGAGCUAUCUCUAAAACUGCUCAUAGACGAAUUGAAAUAUUAAUGAAUGUCGUCACCGUCCUAUUUUGUAUUGUUGUUGAGCUUAUUGUUAGCUUGGCCACAACGUUUUACAUUUUGAGAAAGCUUGAAAUGAUUUCUAAAACUACAGCCAUUGGAGUGUACGUUGGAUGCAUCGUCAUUGUUCUUGGCAUGCUAUUAUUCGACACGGUGAUGGCUGUGACAUCUGGCGUUUUGGUUAUCAAAACCAUAAAGCAAACCACUAGAGAAGUUUCAAAAUCAGCUCAACUUUCAAGGGUCUCCAGUUUUUCAUCCGACUUUAAAACCUUUGAAAAACGAGUCCAAUCUCCUUUUAAGAUUACUUUUGGAUUACUUCUAGGUCUAAUUAUUUGUGUCUUUUUGGAAAUGGUGGCCGUUGCACUCUCUCAAAGUAUCAAUGAUUUUGAAAAUUUCAAAUCCUUAUGGCAUUUUGUGAAUUGUCUUGGAGUACUCCUCUUUGCCGUUCUUGUUUUGUGUUUAUUUUAUCCCAUGUUUGCGGGCACAGAUCGAGCUAUUAUGGAAAUUGAAAAACGACAAAAACAUUUCAUGAACGCCCUGAAUGAAGCCAAUACGAAUCAGCUCCUUUCAAAUGUGACACUAAACACAUCGGCUUCUGGUACAUGUCAUUCGGGUGGUUCCUCAGUCUCAGGGGUUGUUCUUGUUGCAAGUUCACCUGUGGUUUCCUCACCAAGUAGCACUACUGUUUUAAUUCCAGAAAACCGUAAUGACCAAGCUGUAGACAAGGUCCCAGAUUCCUCCGCUUGCAUCAUGAUGGAUAAAACCAAAGGUGGUAACCAAACGAUUGGUAGCGGAGAUGAGACUCUUUUGAAAAUUAGCGAAAAUGUGGAGUUACAUUUGGAUGGUAACAAGAUGAUUCCAUUGCGCCAAUUGUCACCAUUUUCGACACCUCAUGAUUCUACGACCAGUUCUUCGGAAAGUGGCGGUGACGAGAAUCAACAACAUGUUCCAUCCGAAUUGAAAAUUAUUUAA